Messenger RNA from Pyrenophora tritici-repentis Pt-1C-BFP, 1002 nucleotides. RefSeq names its product Herpes-BLLF1 multi-domain protein. Lineage: Eukaryota; Fungi; Ascomycota; Dothideomycetes; Pleosporales; Pleosporaceae. The record is from RefSeq and is a predicted model, not a curated record.
AUGGCUACUCCAUCAAACAGCGAGGAAACCUCUCAACCCAUUCUCCCCAGUGCACCGCCAGCAGCCGACACAUACGUUACUGUCACUGCCGCCAACAACAAUGCCAUCCCCGUGCUCGCAGAUGGCAACGAGCCCAACAUCAGCAAGCGCGAAUACAUCUACUUCCUACCCUACCCCCUCCCCCCAGACACCGAAAUCCCGUACUCAAUCCACUUACCCCAGAAGAACCCACUGAACCUGCCAUCCCACCAAUUCGAGCCCACCUCCACGCUCGUACUAACCAGCCCCAAACGCAUCUUCGUCGACAUCCGCAUCUACAAGCCCUUCACUAUGAACAACGCCCUCGAGCCCCUCCCCAACGUCGGCGAACCCCAACGUCUCGAAUGGGCAUUCGGUGGAACCUCAGCCUCCCGCCCCAUCACCCUCGCAUCAACAGGCCCCCAACAUGGCAAAUCCCAGAAGCGCAUAGAACAGGACUCCUGGACCAACGUCACGCAUUCUACAUGGGCGCACUGGAUCGAUUCCCGCUUCGCAGUCGGCAACAAGAAUAUUCCUGUAGAUGAGGGCGACAUGUAUCCCAUUGCCAAGGAUCUCACGCUCGAAGUCGGUCAUGCAUUCCACCCUGCGCUGGGGGCCGUCAAGACGCACGAGGAGAUGUGGAGGGAUGUCGAUGCUGUGGCGACGAAUGAAGCGGGUACGAAACUCUGCGUCGUGUUGCGUUGCCAGGCGGACCAUGCGGGAGUGAGGGGUCUGGUGGUAAGGGUGGGUCAGUUCUGUCAGGGGAUUAUCAUGCAGCGUGAGAGUACGACGGUGGAGCGUUGGGAGUGGGAUGAUAAUCAUCCUGGGGAGACGGAGAAGGAGAAGUGGCAGCGGACAGUUAGGAUUGGGGGAGCGUUUUUGCCGUGUAGUGUGGCCCUUCGGGCGGAGGUGUUGGGCUUGGGUGCGGUUAUUCGAUUUCAUGAUUUUGAGUGGGUGGUGGAGGAAUUGUGGGAGUGGAAGUAG